Molecule: messenger RNA, 1134 nt
Organism: Triticum turgidum subsp. durum (durum wheat)
Lineage: Eukaryota; Viridiplantae; Streptophyta; Magnoliopsida; Poales; Poaceae
Source: the annotation of a GenBank genome assembly
AUGCUCCUCCUUUCCCUCGUCCCGCCCUUCGGGCGAAGCGUCCAAGGAUCACCUGUUCCUGUUGCGAGAGCCAAGGAGGAGGAGGAGACGAUGGAAGAAAACCAUCAUCUCGCCGUGUGCCGCGCAUGGCGGCAGUGCUGCACGGAACCGCGCUCCCACUGCGGGCUCGACCGCCGGUUCCAUCCCUCGCGGUGGGUCCUACUCCGCGAGCCCCUCGCUGUCCCCAACCGCCGUUGCUUCCUAAACUCCUCCACCGGCGAAUGCAUCCAAGUGGACCUACCGGAGCUCCUUGACCAUGAGCUGCUCGCCGUCACUCCCGAGGGCCUCCUCGUCCUGCUCCACGACCAUAACCACGUCCGCCUGCUCAACCCGCUCACGCGUCACCUCAUAAAGCUACCGCCGCUCACCACGCUGCUGCCCUCUAAGGACCAUGUCUUGCUUUCCUAUUUCAACAUAGACGAUUUCUUAGCGACGGGCUCGGGCAUUGCCAGUGACGAUUCAACAGUGGUGCUCUGCUUCAAUAGGUUCUGCAUGCUUGGCACGGCCAAGCCCGGCGAUGACCACUGGAUGUUGCUGAAGUACAACCAUGAUGGGUUUACAGACACGCCGUUAAUGUUUGCAGGGCGCUUCUACCAUGUUAACGUUGAUGGUGUCAUGGCGCUGCAAAUCUCUCCAAACCAGCCACCACGGGCGGAGGUGGCUGCCAAGCUGAAUAUGCGUGUCUGCCCAUAUUCGGAAGGGUUGCACCUCGUCAACAGUUGUGGUGACCUGAUGCUGAUCCACCGUCAGAUUCUACCAUUGACGUCGCGGAAUGGAUCGUGUUACUGGUACAACAUGUAUCGUGUGAAUUUGGAUACCGGAACACUAUUCCCAGUCAAGAGCUUGGGUGGUGGCGCAGGGCGAGCGAUGUUCUGGGGCAUGCAUUGCUCUUUCUCAGUGCCUCUAGAGGUUUUCCCCUCUGGCUCCAUUAGCCCCGACACCAUCUACCCGAGCUUUGACUUUACUGAGAGAAGUCUGUUAGAAGUUGGAGCAUAUCAUCUUGUGGAUGGACGCAUCGAACGACCAUCUAGCUUGGUGCAGCGACCGCAUACUCUUGUUGACUGUCUAUCUUUGUCAAAUACGGUCGAGCUUUAG